AUGGCGGGAGUCGAGUUGCGUAUCAACACUGGCACCUCCCUGGUGACUCUGGGCACACUUGUCGGAGGUGUUCCCUCAGCAACCAUCUCUAAAAUCCCAUCCAGUGAGCUUCUCACCGUGUCCCAGAAUCCAACGUUCAUCACCAACAUUCUGACAGCCCCAGUGAUCCUUCAAGAAACAUACGUACAGAAGAUUGUCUCUGUAGACCAGACUAAAGUGGUGGAGAAUGUCCCAAAUGCACUGGCAGGGUAUAUCCCAACUGUGCUGCUGUCAUCUCCCACCUCUGUUAAUGUUACACUCAUCAACAUGAAGAGCUGGAGACAAGAACAGGCUGUGGUGUUGUUCAGCUCAGUGGCCAGCGCCAGUGACAAUGCAGAAGAGCUGUCAGAUUCAAUACUACAGGGAUUCACCUGCACCUCAGUUCAGAAUCUACCAGAGUCAAAAGUCACACAGCUGGUGAAAGCCUGUAGACCACGUGAUGGCAGGAACAAGGUCGUCCUGAAAGAGUCUCAGCUGACCUGCAUGUACAACAACGUGAAAGAUGUUUCAAAUCUGACCUUCACUGACUUUCCUGCUGACAUGCUUCUCUACUACAACCUUGGGACACUGACGAAGGUGAACUGCGAGUCGUAUUUCAGAGCUCUGGGUGGAGCAGAUUUCUCGGUUCUCUCCAGCGUCCUCAACAGACAGUCUCUCUUGUUCACGUAUGCAAAGGACUGCCUGGGUAUAUCUGGUGUGAGGACUCAACAGGACUCAGGUGGAGGACUGAACAGGACUCAGGUGGAGAUUCUGGGUAAUAUGUCCUGCACACUGGACCCCACCUACAUCCAGAACUCUGACCCACUCAUCCUGGAGAAACUGAAGAACUGUAGAGAUCUUUCUGACACUCAGGUCACCGCCAUACAGACACUGCUCUUCUCCGGCAAUACUUCUUAUGGUAAUUCCUCAACAUGGAAUCAGCAGACUCUGGUCCAGCUGGGCAUCCUGCCCCUCUACUUCAAUCAAGACUUCUGGGGCAUAUUUAGCUCUGUACCAUGCACAACAGGCAACAUCACAGAAGCAACAAGUACAGAUCCCUCAUUCCCUCUCGGCUAUGACUCCACCCAGUUUGAUGCAUGUUUGGACAACGGAUUCCUGAAAGAGAACAUAGCAGCCAUCACUGAAAAAGUGAUAGAAACCAGCUUCCUGACAGUCGUUCUUAACAAAUUAAACCAGUUGUUCCCAUCGGGCCUUCCAAACAGUGUGGUGCAGAUUCUGAACGCCGUGUCUCGUGUGGCCACUGUUAGUGACAUCAACAAGUGGAACAUCACCACAAUUGAUGUACUGUCCUCUCUGAUGAAUUCAAUUAACGGAGACUGGACCUCAGACCAGAGUAAAGCAGUGAUUAUGAAGUAUCUGAGCGUGGCUGGUAACACUCUGGGGACUGCUGAGAUAAAUGCAAUCGGCUCCAACCUCUGUUCCUUGGAUCCCAGUGUCCUUAAAACCAUCACUGCUGACAGCCUGAAGUCAGCGAACGCUGUGAAUGCAUCCUCAUGUUCCAUCGAUCAGCAAUCAGCUCUUUACAGCAUCGCAAAGUCCUCAUUCAGCACCCAACGCAGCGACCCCAGAGUAUACUACCAACUCAUCAGCUCUUACCUGGGUGGAGCUCCUGUAGAGGAUAUAAUUGCUCUUUCUGCUCUCAACAUCAGCAUGGACAUCACCACCUUCUUGAAUCUGAACCCAGAUGUGAUCAAGGCCCUGAAUGUGAACACAGUGAUCAACCUGAUGGGACGGAACAAGGCCGACCUGAAGCUGUUUGAGAACACCACAACGGUCAGGAUGUGGGCGGCUCAGCAGUACAGUUCUGAUUUGGCGUUACUCGGACUUUCAGGAGGCAAAGCGGACCCCGUCAGCUCUACGGCUGCACCGGCCACUACAGUCACAACACUACUAACUAACACCACCAUCACACAGACCAACCAGACCGUCAACGCCACGACGGGUUCCGGUGUUGUACAUCGUGGUUCAGGACUGUGGCUCGUCUCUCUGUGUGUAGGACUUCUGACCAUCACACUGCACACACUAUGA
Molecule: messenger RNA, 2067 nt
Organism: Colossoma macropomum (tambaqui)
Lineage: Eukaryota; Metazoa; Chordata; Actinopteri; Characiformes; Serrasalmidae
Product: mesothelin-like protein
Exons: 16
Coding region: 1-2067 (688 amino acids)
Biological process (GO): cell-matrix adhesion
Cellular component (GO): cell surface
Source: RefSeq, a predicted model, not a curated record